This is a messenger RNA of Amaranthus tricolor (Joseph's coat), 1691 nucleotides long. RefSeq lists its product as uncharacterized. The record is from RefSeq and is a predicted model, not a curated record. The transcript has 10 exons. Bases 381 to 1331 code for a protein of 316 amino acids. Lineage: Eukaryota; Viridiplantae; Streptophyta; Magnoliopsida; Caryophyllales; Amaranthaceae.
ACUUAUUUGUCUUGCACGUCUAAGUCAAUUAGAUUGUGGUCAAAUUGAGCAUGUCGUAUCCUGCGGUUUGGAAUUCCCAACUCUACCAAGCGUAUGAAACUACGGUGUUUAGUAUUUACACAAUCUCCCUCCUCGUACCACUGGGCACUAAAUAAUGGAAUGACAACAACAAAAUUGUAAACUUAAAUCUUGAAAGUAAGCAAUACGGUAGUUUGAUGACGAUAUACAAGUGAAUUAGCCACUGAACAGUUAAACAAUUAAUACGGACGAAUCCCAAUUCCCACAUUGGAUGAUCUGGGCAUUACAGCAAAAUCAUUGAGGAAAUAGGGCAAAUUUCUGCAGUUCAAUGAUCUGGGCACAGCUCAAUUGAUGUGAAUUUGAUGGCUAGAGCUAGAAAUUAUUGCAUGCACCCGAAACGCGUUGUUUUCAUCUGGGUUUUCUCUGCUUUCGUAUUCUUUUCUGCUUUCCAGAUGAUUCUUAAGAAUUCUUCUCGAAAUUACUCUACUUCUCCAGAUGCUCCAACUUCAAACAUGGUGAAGAGGGCAAGACUAUAUGAAAAAAUGUCCAGGGAUUUGGAUGAACAUGGGCCAGCUUUCCUCAACCAUGGAGAAACUUCUCAGUCGUUGUCACUUUCUGAUCUUUUUAGUGUGAAAGACGGUGCUGUAACACCUAAUCUGAAGGUAGCUAAUCCUCCUGUACGAGCAAAUGUUCUGUAUUUAAGUACUGAAUAUUCACUUCCCAUAUCAAAUGCGGUUAAGAAAAUUUUUUCACCUUACUUUGAUAAGGCAAUCUGGUUUCAGAAUUCUAGUUUGUACCACUUCAGUAUGUUCCAUGCUUCGCAUCAUAUUUCACCUGUUCCUGCCACUCAUGAUGAAGUUGAAGCUGAAGCAAAUGCAGUUGAAACUGUUGCUCGAUCACUUUGCCCAUUGAAAAUCGUUUUAGAUAGGGUGAUUUUGACCUCAACUGGUGUACUUCUUGGGUGCUGGCAGGUGACUUCUGGUACUGAUCCAACUACUGUACGUGCUAAGCUGAGAAACGCCCUACCACAUGCACCCGAAAAGCAGCUCUAUGAUGCCGCGAUACUUCAUACUUCAUUUGCAAGGCUAUUGGGUCCUCCAAAAAUACCGAACACUGAGAUAAGUAAAACUUCAGACACAAUUCAGUUGUUUCGCAACUUGGUUGCUCACCUCAACAAUCAAAUUGGUGGGUUUCAGGCCAUAGUUUUUGAACUGUGGUAUGUGGAGGAACUCGAUGUGCUCGCUCUCGCAUUGGAUGGAAGAAUGAACAUUCGUAGAUUUCAGCUCAGCUGUUCCGAAACUCCAGAAACUUGACAACAAUGUGACUGCCUUGCAAUCUUCUUCGAUGCUUCGGUCCUGCUCCUCGGAAGCUAGCUAGCUUCAAUGAUAAACUACAGCUUGAAUGUUACGAAAAUCAUCUCUAGUAGCAGAAGUUUUGAACAACUGCAUCAAAUAUAUAUAGAUUGCCUGUCAAUAAAUAACUUGUACAUUGAUAUUUUCUUCCUAAAUAUCUCUUGACGAUAGUAUUGUAUACAAGGCUAGAUGAAGCUAAAGAUUUGUAAUUUUUGGUUACAACUUAUUGCGGAUUAUAGGAAAAUGACUUAUUAAAUAAUAUACAUGUGAAGUUAAUGAAAAAAAAUUAGUUUAAAUUUUAGGAAAAAUUUACUCAGAAUA